This is a messenger RNA of Chaetura pelagica (chimney swift), 350 nucleotides long. RefSeq names its product alpha-protein kinase 1-like. The record is from RefSeq and is a predicted model, not a curated record. The transcript is spliced from 2 exons. NCBI's taxonomy places the organism in Eukaryota, Metazoa, Chordata, Aves, Apodiformes, Apodidae. Gene Ontology annotation, molecular function: ATP binding; protein serine/threonine kinase activity. The annotation marks the transcript as partial. Gene Ontology annotation, biological process: protein phosphorylation.
GUAUGUUGGGAAGGAAUAUAAAGAAGAAAAAGGACUUCUCCAUCAUUUCAGUGACGUGGAACGGCAAAUGACUGCCCAGUACUACGUAACAGAAUUCAACAAAAGGCUGUACGAGCAAAAGCUCCCUACCCAAAUCUUUUAUAUCCCAUCUGCAGUGCUCCUGAUCCUGGAGGACAGAACCAUAAAAGGAUGCGUAAGCGUGGAGCCCUACAUCCUCGGGGAGUUUGUGAAGCUGUCCAACAACACUAAGGUAGUAAAGAAUGAGUACAAAGCCACAGAGUAUGGCCUGGCCUACGGCCAUUUCUCCUACGAGUUCUCCGGUGGAACAGAUGUUGUCGUUGAUCUGCAAG